Molecule: messenger RNA, 3639 nt
Organism: Bombina bombina (fire-bellied toad)
Lineage: Eukaryota; Metazoa; Chordata; Amphibia; Anura; Bombinatoridae
Gene: STX6
Product: syntaxin 6
Exons: 8
Coding region: 89-853 (254 amino acids)
Biological process (GO): intracellular protein transport; vesicle fusion; Golgi vesicle transport
Cellular component (GO): endomembrane system; SNARE complex; synaptic vesicle membrane
Molecular function (GO): SNARE binding; SNAP receptor activity
Source: RefSeq, a predicted model, not a curated record
GCCUGGCUGGCAUUGUGUUCCAUACAACCGGGCUCAGCUAGGAGGGGAUACUUGAGUGAGGGAGCCGGGCUCAGGGCAUAGACGCAACAUGUCGAUGGAGGAUCCUUUCUUUGUGGUGAGAGGAGAGGUGCAGAAGGCAGUAAAUACAGCUCAAGGCUUAUUCCAACGAUGGACAGAUCUCCUUCACGACCCAUCCACUGCCACACGAGAGGAGCUGGACUGGACCACCAACGAGCUACGCAACAACCUGCGCAGCAUCGAGUGGGAUCUAGAGGACUUGGAUGAGACCAUUAGUAUUGUGGAAUCCAACCCACGCAAGUUCAGUCUGGACCCAGCUGAACUGAAGCAACGGAAAAUGUUUAUCAGUGAAACGCGUCAGUGUGUAAAGGAAAUGAAGGAUCAGAUGACCAGUCCAUCUGUACAGGCCUUGGCUGAGAAAAAGAACAGACAGGCUCUACUCGGAGAGGGGACAAGGCAAGGUUGGAACCAAGAAGCAGAUAAAUACAAGGGCUUGGAUCACGAUCUGCAGACCGCUAACUCAAAGUUUUUAGAUGGUCAAGUUGGGCAGCAGCAGAUGAUUAUGGAGCAACAAGAUGAAGAGUUAGAGCUGGUGUCUGGCAGUAUCGGUGUCCUAAAGAACAUGUCACAGCGGAUUGGCAACGAGUUGGAUGAGCAAGCGGUGAUGCUAGAUGACUUUAACCACGAGUUAGAUACAGCACAGACUCGCAUGGAUAAUGUACUGAAGAAACUAGCAAAGGUGUCACACAUGACCAGUGAUCGGCGACAGUGGUGCGCUAUCAUUGUGCUGCUUGUUCUUCUGCUGGUUGUGCUCAUAUUAUUUUUUUCACUCUGACUCAGAAGACUGUUCCUCACAUAGGACAUUAUAGAAAACAAACACUAACCUUGACACAGUGUGUUGUGAAGUGGUAUUGCUGUGAAGAAUCUGGGAAAAUGAAGCUUAAUACCAUGUGGUCAAUAACUACUCCUAGCUUCUUCAAGUUCUUCUUGAUUGCACAAUUGCGUUGUACGGAAUUCUCUCUCCUACAGAUAUCUGUUCACUUUCCUUGGUGUGAACGACGGCUCCUUCAGAGUUCUCUUCCAACCUUUUAAAGAGAAGUGGCACAUUGUUAUGGUGUAUCAUGUCUACGUAGUCAGGAGAGAAGUAAGAUCCGUGAUUUUCUACGACCAACUUUGGUAUGGGACAUUUUAAAGAAUGUGUGUGGAGUGUUGAUUAUAGACACGUCAAGUCUUAUAAACCCAGUGGGCAAUAAGGCUUAAGGUGACCCACAACUACAGGCACGGACCUACAGCUAAGAGUGCUAGGCACCCAUGGUCAUCAUUUCAAGAGGCCAGUUCUUCACAUACUGCACAUGUUCUAACACUAACCAUUUCUUUUGAUUCCCAAAAAGGUUUACACACACAAACGUUUUUUACAAUUAUGAGUUUAAAAAAAAAACUUAAGUUCCGAUUUCUACCUAUAAACACUGGAAGCUAUUACUGUUGCAGUAUUAACAGAGUUGGAUUUGAGUCUUAAUCACUGUAAAAACCCAUAAACAUUCUACAACUGGUGGAUAUUAGAACUGCAUUUUAAGAAUUUCUUCUACAACCUAAGAAGCUCUGGUGUAGUAUUUACUGAAUUAUGACAUUUCUUCUUGCUUAAAUAUUUUCCACUAGAACUGUCCCAGAAGACUUUAAUGAAUUGGGUGAUGUAUGUAUUGUAUAUGCACUAUACAGAGGUGUGCCAUCGUUUGACCUGCUGAUAAUUUGUAAAAUAAUUUCUUUGUAUUGCUGUGGGGUUUUGUGGCGAACUCUUGUUUACAUACUGUAUCUGUAUGAACACUACUGAAUCUGCAUUGUGUGUGUUUUAUAGUAGACCGGGCUCUGAUUAUGUUGUACUGUCCUGAGCCCUGGUAUCCAUGUGUGUUUUAUGUUGUACAGCCCUUCCGUCUCUGUAUCUUUAGCUUGUCUCUAGCCCAUCUUGCAUGGGAUGUUUUAGCACCAGUUGCUAUACUGUGUAUUCAACCGUCUCUUGAUCCUAUGUUUUAAAAUUAGCAAUGUUUUAUUGAACCAAAGGCAGACUUACUAUAUGUAUGCCGAUAUUGUAACGGCAAUGUAAGCUACUAUUUAAUCCAUUGUAUAUGUCUUAAGGACAUUAUACACGCAUUGGAUUCACGGACCAGCAAAGGGUUAUAAUACAUUCUGAAAUUGGCUUCGUAUUUUUGUAUACUACAUUUUAUAUAUUUUUUUAGCCGUUUUUUUGUUCAGCUAGAAAUGUAUGCAAUAUUUUUAUUAGCUUUGCCGACUUCUCUGCAGUAAAACUGGAUAGCAGCAGUCUUUUUAUUGUAAAUACUUCAUUUGACAUAGAACUGGUGUAUUAACUUAAAUUAGUUAGUAUGGCUUAAAGGGACAGUUUACUCAAAUAUUUUCUCCCCUUUAAUUUGUUCCCAAUGAUCCACUUUACCUGCUGGAGUGUAUUAAAUUGUUUACAAGUAGCUCCUUUACCCUUAUAUUGGCAUUUGAAAUGGUUAAUUUAGCAUGUAGUAUCCCCACCUAUUCUGAAAGUUUGUGGCCGUGCGUACCAGCUAUAGAUAAGCUUUGUAAACACAGCCAGCAGAAGAAAUUAUACUCCCAGUGGGAUAAAACAGAGAUAAGGUAAUAAAAUGUUGAUUUUCCAUUGUUCUCUCAAAGUAUUGGUGAUUGUUUUAAGGACAGAUAUAAGAUAAAGAAGCAGGUAUAUGUGCACAAUGUGAUACAGUAAUGAGAUCUGAUUAUACCUACAAGCUCAACCUAUUUUAUUAGGUUGUGGCAUCAAAACACAAAAUCAGAGCUUUAAUAUACAGAAAUAAACCUUAAAAAGCUCAUUUUCAUACAUUUUUUACUCUGUAGUUGGUAAAAAAAGCAAUUGUAAACACAUAAGGGAAAAACUAUUUUACAGUAUACUGUCCCUUUAAUACUGUUUUGUUUUUAAAAAAUGUUUUGCUUGUAUGUGUUUAGCAUUUUUAUUGAAAAAUCGCCCUGUUGCAGGCAAUGCACUAUCCUGAACCCAUUCUCAUAAUACAUUUUAUAUCAUUGUCCUUGAUGGGAAGUGCACGUGCCUGUGUGUUACAGGUAGACAGUAACAGUGCACAUGCAUAGCUUAUCCAACUGUACACGGUAGUCGGUGCCUGGGUAUUAUCACUUGUUUCUUAACAGCAGUGAGCAGACACAAGGGUGUUUUUCUUUGUUCUCUUGGUAUCUUUAUUUGAAAAGCAGGAAUAACAGCUUACCGUUAGUUACCAAUCAGCAAGCACUACCCAGGUUGCUGAACCUAAAAUGGGCCGGCUCCUAAGCUUUCAUUCCUGCUUUUUUAAAUAAAGAUACCAAGAGAACGAAGAAAAAUUGAUGAUAGGAGUAAAUUAGAAAGUUGCCUAAAAUUGUAUGCUCUAUCUGAAUCAUGAAAGACAACAUUUAGGUUUAGUGUCCCUUUAAUAUCCUCUUGCACUUUCAUUUGUAGUCGGCUACUGAUCUACUUUUCCUCCGUUCUUCUGUACUCGCGGAAUUCCUGUAUAAAUGUAAAUAAACAAAUACAACUUGAAAGCUAAAUCUGUGUGGAUGACAUUAUGGUUUAAAUAAAUAUGAUUUCUGAUGCCCCACCGAUAA